Messenger RNA from Drosophila arizonae, 1352 nucleotides. It is a transcript of the gene Wbp2, whose product is annotated as WW domain binding protein 2. NCBI's taxonomy places the organism in Eukaryota, Metazoa, Arthropoda, Insecta, Diptera, Drosophilidae. The record is from RefSeq and is a predicted model, not a curated record. Gene Ontology annotation, cellular component: nucleus. Gene Ontology annotation, molecular function: transcription coactivator activity; chromatin DNA binding. Gene Ontology annotation, biological process: positive regulation of DNA-templated transcription.
GUUAAUUCGAGAAAGUUUAGGUCAAAAACAACAGGAAAGCACAACGUAGUUUACAACAAACUUUUGAAAUCUUUGAGAAAAUUAUUUAAAAAACUAUCCAACAUGUCGAUCAAUACGGCACACGCAAAUAAUGGUGUGCUCAUACAUGCAGGAGAGUACAUUCUGUUGCAUAGCGACAGCGUCUCAAUGGAAUUUUCUGGACAGGAUAAUGACCUGUUCAGAGGCUCUAAGCAAGGACGAGUUUAUUUGACGUCACAUAGAAUGAUUUUUAACAGCAAGAAACCAAGCGAUGUAAUGCAAUCGUUUAGCGCACCCUUUGUAGCUCUUUCGGAUGUUGAAAUUGAACAACCCGUUUUUGGAGCCAACUACAUUAAGGGCAAGGUCCGUGCCCAGCCUAAUGGCAAUUAUGUGGGCGAGGUUAAGUUCAAGCUGUACUUCAAGUCAGGCGGAGCCAUAGAGUAUGGUCAAGCGUUGUUGCGGGCUGCUAAGACCGCUCAAAGCAACUUUCAUCGUGGCGGUCUUGCUGGCGAUGAUCCGCCACCAUAUGCGCCAGCCGGUGCCUGGCAUGAGGCUCCACCACCAGCUUACCAGCCACCACCAGGUUAUUAUGGCUGGUUGCCACAACAUGAUGCCUUCAGUGGACCGGCACCCAACACUGUUUUUAUAAGUGACAAUCCUCCGCCGUAUCCGGGCAUUACACCACCAAACAACCAACCAGCACCACACCCUCCGCAGCAGCAGGAGCAGCAAACUGAUCCCACUUGGUAUGGUUUUUCAGCACCGCCAGAUCAGCAGCCUCAACAACAGCCUGGCUAUGGCCCCCAAGCUGGUUGGGGUGGCGGCUAUGCACAACCGCCGCCGUACGCAGCAUGUAGGCCUGAUAUGCCACCACAGGCACCUUAUAGUGGACCGCCACCCGUAGUUCCCUAUGGAGGCUUUAAUCCAAAUAUACCUGGUGGAUUUAUGCAACCAAGCUUUAUUCCGCCUCAGCAACCUGGCGGUUAUCCUGGCGCAGCUCCACCACAGCAACCAAACGGUUACCCAGGCGGUGCUCCUCCACAGCAGCCUGGAGGAAACACAUCUGCAGGAAUGUCUGCUGCCAACGCAGGAGGAAGUAGUGCUGCGGCUAAUUUUAUGGGCUUCAGCUUGCCACCUGGAAGAACCAGCAGCACGCAAUAUUAUUAUUAUCCCAAUUGUUACCAAGUUGCAAGACCCUUCUGUUUUAUACCAAUACCAGUUAUAUAUCCAUAAAAAGGAUUAUUCCAAAGAAGCCGAGGCCGCUGCUAGUGCUUAUAAUACACCCUAUAAUCAAGGCGGAUCCCGCGGACCAGGCCCGAACGAUAUGCCACCAU